Molecule: messenger RNA, 3061 nt
Organism: Astyanax mexicanus (Mexican tetra)
Lineage: Eukaryota; Metazoa; Chordata; Actinopteri; Characiformes; Acestrorhamphidae
Product: protein APCDD1
Exons: 5
Coding region: 414-1937 (507 amino acids)
Biological process (GO): negative regulation of Wnt signaling pathway
Cellular component (GO): plasma membrane
Molecular function (GO): Wnt-protein binding
Source: RefSeq, a predicted model, not a curated record
ACAGACUCUUACACUCAUACACACACAGCUCUCAGUCACUCAUACACUCAUACACACACUCACACACGCGGUUCAGUGCUGCACGAGCGCAGGAGGUAGCAGCAGUGUGUGAGAGGCAGUGUGUGUGAGGCAGUGUGUGAGAGGCAGUGUGUGUGAGGCAGUGUGUGAGAGGCAGUGUGUGUGAGGCAGUGUGUGAGGGUGUCUUGUGGAGGAGUGUAUCGGGGUUUUUAUCUCUAUCGGGCUGAAACAGUGUUAUUUUUCUGCGCGUGGAACCUCAGAGCGCGCUCGAGCCCGGGCUGAGUUGUGCGCGCGGGGCUGCAGGCAUGGCUGUGUGGAUGCAGAUAUAUUAAUUUAUCAGAAUUUGAGCUGAAAAACUCUCUGUUUCCUCAUUUUAUACUGAAUAAAGUCUGAGGAUGGGCUUCUCUACACUACUGCUGCUGCUACUACUGACACCCGGCUGGACGGAGAGUUUGUCUCUCUAUGCAUCGAACGGUCGUUCUCCUCGGCUGGCCCUGGAGAAGAGUCUCAGCUGGCCCUCCAAAGACAUGCAGUGCCAACAUAUGCUGAAGCAUCUUCACAAUGGUGCACGCAUCACUGUCCAGAUGCCCCCCAACAUAGAGGGUCAUUGGGUUUCUACCAGCUGUGAGGUACGUCCCGGCCCGGAGUUCAUCACACGCUCCUACCGCUUCCACCACAACCACACCUUCCAGGCUCACCAGUUCUACUACACCGACAACCACUGCACGUCUCCCGCCUACACGCUGGUGAUCCACGGCCGCGUGCGCCUGCGUCAGGCGUCCUGGAUCAUCCGCGGCGGAACGGAGGCCGACUACCAGAUCUACCGCAUCCAGGCCGUGUUCCACUCCCUGACCACGGCUAAGGAGCUGAGCCAGAGGCUGGAGAGGAGCUGCGGAGGCUCCAAAGAGCCCGGCCCCUGGGAGCCCAACGUCCUGUACGAGCUGUGCAGCGAGGAGGGCGGCUGCGACUGCUCACGGGGGCUCAACUUCGCCAUGCAUGAGCUGCAGCUGCUCAGAGUGGAGAAGCAGUACCUCCAUCACAACCUGGACCAUCUGAUAGAGGAGCUGUUCCUGGGGGAUAUCCACACAGAGCCGGCACAGCGGCUGUACUACAGACCCUCCAGCUAUCAGCCGGCACUGCAGAACGCUAAGAGUCAUGAUCAGAGUUGUAUAGCAUGCAGAAUCAUCUCUCGCUCAGACGAGUUCCACCCGCCCAUCCUUCCCCCCCGGGCGGACCUCACGGUAGGGCUGCACGGUCAGUGGGUGUCUCAGCGCUGCGAGGUGCGGCCGGAGGUGCUCUUCCUCACCCGCCACUUCAUCUUCCACGAUAACAACAACACCUGGGAGGGACACUACUACCACUACUCUGACCCCGUCUGUAAACAUCCCACCUUCACCAUCUACGCCAAGGGCCGCUACAGCCGCGGGGUGCACUCCACACGCGUGAUGGGCGGGACCGAGUUUGUGUUUAAGGUGAACCACAUGCAUGUGAUGCCAAUGGACCUGGCCACCACGUCCCUACUGAACGUCUUCAAUACGAACGAAUGCGGUGCUCAAGGCUCGUGGCAGGUCGGAGUGGAGCAGGACGUCACGCUGACCAACGGCUGCGUGGCUCUGGGGAUCCGCCUCCCUCAUACAGAGUACGAGCUGUUCCGCAUGGAGCAGGACGUCCAUGGACGCUACCUGCUCUUCAACGGCCAGAGGCCCAGCGACGGCUCCAGCCCCGACCGGCCGGAGAAGCGAGCCACCUCCUACCAGAUGCCGCUGGUCCAGUGCUCUGCCAGCAGCCACAGGCCAGAGAUCAACCUGGGCCACCACCCGGACCGGCCGCGGAAACUGAACAACGGCUGCAGGGGGCAAGCUGUAGCUCCUCUUGUGGUAUUACAUGUGCUGGUGGUGGCACUGGGUUUAUACGGCUGACUCUAGGGAAAAACUUUUCUUUUUUUUUUUUUUUUCAACGAAAGCUAACGAAACUGAUGCUACGGUCUUUUCCGUACAGCUCCAUAAUUGUAUAUACUGACGCAAAUAUGACCAGAGAAGCUCCGGGAAGCUUUCCGGCGGACUGAGAGGAAGUUGUUUACUUGACGCACUUGGGCAUUCAGCUCCUUCAUUUUCCUGGGCUCCGGCCUACAGACGCUUGGUGAAACGGAGAUGGAGAAAGCAGCAGAAAGACAAAGUUUACUUUCUUUAGUUCUUCCUCUACUCUGAUCUGCGAUCCAGACUCCAGGGAACUCAAACUGCUGCACCACAUUAACGGCACUUUAGUAAAACAUGGAACUGAAAACUCACGCUUUUUCCAAGUUCUAAGCCAGUCUCAACUCAAACAAGAGUGUUUCUGCUUAUUUUCUCACAGGUCUUUCCCCUUUCCUGUAUAAAGGCUCUUUCACACCAAGUAAAAUUUUUGGACAGAAAAAAACGGAUGCAGAUUUUAACUUAGCGGAACCUUCACACCAAGUCAGAGGCAUUUUUGGCAUUUUUUCCUCUUUAAAAUAGGACUACAACCUCAUUUUUUAUGUCCAUUCUUUCUUUUUCUCUGCUCACUGUCUACUUCUACUCCCGUCAGUUUCCCACCUCCAUCCGAUUUGUACUGAUUAGCAAGGAUACCUAUAGUUUUUAUUUGUAUUAAAUACAGUAAUUGCCACAAUUCAUCAGUUUUGGAUUUGGUGUGAAAGACACUACACAUUAAGAUAAAUGUAAUAAUUAUUUGGUGUGAAAGGGCCUUAAGAUGAAGAUUAUAUAUAUAUGUUGUACACAUACACACUAGCUAACAAAAAGAGGUAUUUUUCUACAGUGUGUAUAAAGUGAGGGAGUGUGUGAGUGCAUUUGAGAUGACAAAAUGAAUUAUUUCAGAGCUCAAGAAUAGAAGGAAAUUUCUAUAUCAUACUUCAGUUUAUUACCAUGGACAGAUGCUCUGAAGUGAAAUAAAGGACAGAACUUUCUUUUGUAAUUAUUUGGAUACAAAUGUCUGAGGAAAAAGGGACCUUUAUAAACCUGUAUGACACAAUGUUCAUUAAAGAGCUCCCUUUAUGGAAAAUGGAUAUAAA